CAUAAAUACUAUUAACUUAAAAACUUGAAGAAUAAGACAACGAUCAGUAUGCAUUUUCCAAAACAAACUGUUGUCUUUGUAAAUAAUGUCAGACUAGACUACAUUCCACCACCUUUUAUGAAGAAAACAUGAAAACAAAUAGAUUUGAGCCAAAAUCAGUAACAUCCGUGAAAGAAAACGAAAAACAGCUAAGAAGUUUAUUCAAGCAUCAACGGCUGGAUAACCCAGCACAAUUGAGGAUUAAGACAGUCUUGUAAACCACCACCGAGCGCAGACUAACUGCACAAUUCUAACUGCUCUGCUUUUAUGUUCCGAAAUGACGUACGUCCGUUCUAACUCUUGCUCAUCCUGAAUAUGACGUGCGCAUGUGCGCUUUUACUGCUUAUUACAUUCCGGGGUGUUACCUUUUGGUUUCUCUUGUAGAUGUGCUGUGGCGCUCAAAGCUGUUGUUAUUGUUACCGUUAGCCCAAUCUAAGAUGGCGGACUUAAUGGAGGUGAUAGAAGGCUGUCGGCUACCCGUGCUUAGAAAGAACCAGGACAAUGAAGACGAGUGGCCCUUGGCUGAAAUCCUUAGUGUCAAAGAGAGCAAUGGAAGAAAGAGCUUCUAUGUUCAUUACAUUGACUUCAACAAGCGCCUGGAUGAGUGGGUCAAUUCUGAUAGACUGGACUUGAAGAAAAUACAGUUUCCAAAGAAAGAGGCCAGGACACCAACUAAAAAUGGUCUUCCAGGUUCAAAACCAAGCUCGCCAGAGAGAGAACCAGAGCAAAACACUACAGGGGGAGUGGAAUCAGAAAUUAGGAGUGUUGGCUGUCCACAGUACUAUCAGAAUUUUGUUUCUGAUUACUUUCAGAAGAGGAAGGUAGACGCUGUAUCCCUGGUAUCCCAGGGUUCCCCAACAACUCCCAUUUCCUCAUCAUCGGAGAGCAGCCAAGCAUCUUUAUAUCCACAGAAUGGGGCUGCAAGGAGAGUAGUAGCUGCACAACCUGGUAGAAAAAGGAAGGCCAAUUGUCUUGGAACAGAUGAGGAUUCUCAGGACAGCUCUGAUGGCAUUCCAUCUGCUCCACGAAUGACUGGCAGUUUAGUGUCAGAUCGCAGCCAUGAUGAUAUCAUUACCCGAAUGAAAAAUAUUGAAUGUAUUGAGCUGGGGCGGCACCGUUUGAAACCAUGGUAUUUUUCUCCAUACCCCCAGGAGCUCACUACACUACCUGUUCUCUAUCUGUGCGAAUUCUGUCUGAAGUAUGUUAAGUCACUCCGCUGUCUUCAGAGGCAUUUGACAAAAUGCAAUCUUAGACAUCCUCCAGGAAAUGAAAUCUACAGAAAAGGAACUAUUUCUUUUUUUGAAAUUGAUGGCAGAAAAAAUAAGAACUAUUCUCAGAACCUGUGUCUUCUAGCAAAAUGCUUUUUGGAUCACAAAACACUUUAUUAUGACACAGACCCCUUCCUUUUCUAUGUCAUGACUGAAUACGACAGCAAAGGUUUCCAUAUUGUUGGUUACUUCUCAAAGGAAAAAGAAUCAACAGAAGACUACAAUGUUGCCUGCAUAUUAACACUUCCGCCAUACCAGAGAAGAGGAUAUGGCAAGCUACUUAUUGAGUUCAGUUAUGAGCUUUCUAAAGUAGAAGGGAAAACUGGGACUCCAGAAAAACCACUUUCUGAUCUUGGGCUGUUGUCAUACCGAAGCUAUUGGUCACAAACAAUCCUAGAGAUCCUCAUGAGCCUGAAGUCAGAGAAUGGAGAACGGCCACAGAUUACAAUAAAUGAAAUCAGUGAGAUGACAAGUAUUAAGAAGGAAGAUGUGAUCUCAACACUACAGUAUCUUAACUUAAUUAACUAUUACAAGGGUCAAUACAUUCUGACUUUGUCUGAGGAUAUAGUGGAAGGUCAUGAGAAGGCAAUGCUGAAGAGAGUUCUUCGGAUAGACCCCAAAUGUCUGCACUUUACCCCUAAGGACUGGAGUAAAAGGGGUAAGUGGUAAGAACUGACUGCCAAAGUUCCCAGUGUGCGAUACAUUAAAUACCUCAUGGCUACAGGAGAAGAAGGCUCGACAAACGUGGCCAUCACAUAGCCUCUAUAGAGUGCCAAGCCAAUGAGCAGGAGAUGAGCUCCGUCUUACUGUAAUCACAUGGUGCCUACAGCCAACAGACUUUGGAUCAGAGGACUUCUUUUUUAUUAAUUUGGCAUGUGAGAAUAACAACUGGGGAUAAGAUAAUCUUGUCUGUAUUGUCUCCACUGCACAAGUCCAGCAACUGCAGAUCAGCACAGUUCUGUUUGGCCUACAUUUCUUGUCUUCAUCUAAGAUCUGCUUUUAAUGUCACUCUGUUACACUACAAGUCUACUGUAGUCUCAGGGUUUUAAAGAACCACCCUGGUUCUUAGCCAGGAUGGUUAAUAAGCUCAGGUGCCACAUCGUCUGGAAUGGACCUUGUGAACAGUGUCAUAUGGAAGUGGUAAUUUCAGUAUUUAGAAAGCUAGGGUGAAGUGGAUAGGUCAAAUAAUUGUUACUGGUACAUUCCGUUAUUAUAUUCUAAAGGCUCAUUACACUGAUCUGUUUUCAUCACUCUGACCUGCCUGGAUUUGUAAGAGCAACUCAUUUGUUCCUGUGUGUAGAUUUGAAGGGACUGAUGCAGAUGGACAAUGUUGAAAAUGACUGUUCAGUCCAGAGAGAGUUGAUGCGUUAUAGUUGUGUGUUCAUCCUACAAAGCUAGAGCUAGGUAUAGAUCUAGAGGCUAGCUUGCAGUGAUGAAUCGCAUGACUUCUACUGUAAUGUUCUAGCAUUUGUGACAAAAUAAUAUUCUGUGCAAUAGCUCCAUUGUCAAUAGAUAGGAGUGUAAGGGAAUCUUUUACUAUUUCCCAAAGACAUAUCACUGACAAAUUAUAUUUAAAGUGGUUCCUGCUUCUCAUUUUAAACUAAAAAUAAAAAGAAUGUCCGUAAUAUUAGGACUGAAAUUUACAGAAUGGGAAAAAAGUGCCCUAUGUAAAAUAAUCAUAUCUGUAAAGAACAGAAUUUUAAGAUUAAAAACUGAGGGAAAGAUUAGCACUCAGUUGAAGUGGUGACCUUGAAACAUGGAUAAUGAAUUUACUAUGUAUUUUUCUUGUACAUAGGUACUUUUUGUAAAUUAGCUCUUUUUACUGUGUUGUCAUAUUGCGUUAUUAUCUCAGAUUAUACAUUUCAGUCAUGUACAGUUUUUGUAUAAAGUGAAUUCUAAAUUAAAUGCAACAACAUCCGUAUUUUCAGUGCCA
Messenger RNA from Protopterus annectens (West African lungfish), 3240 nucleotides. RefSeq names its product lysine acetyltransferase 5 (gene KAT5). The record is from RefSeq and is a predicted model, not a curated record. Gene Ontology annotation, molecular function: histone acetyltransferase activity. Lineage: Eukaryota; Metazoa; Chordata; Ceratodontiformes; Protopteridae. The transcript has 14 exons. Bases 366 to 1976 code for a protein of 536 amino acids. Gene Ontology annotation, biological process: regulation of DNA-templated transcription.